ACGCCCGCCCUGGUUUUUGAACACGUCAACAACACAGAUUUCAAGCAAUUGUACCAGACGCUCUCCGAUUUUGACAUUCGGUUCUACAUGUACGAGAUCCUCAAGGCACUGGAUUACUGUCACAGCAUGGGCGUCAUGCAUCGAGAUGUCAAACCGCACAACGUCAUGAUCGACCAUGAGCACAGAAAGCUGCGCCUGAUCGACUGGGGGCUGGCGGAGUUCUACCACCCUGGGCAGGAAUACAACGUGCGGGUGGCCUCCCGGUACUUCAAGGGACCAGAGCUCUUGGUGGAUUAUCAGAUGUACGACUACAGCCUGGACAUGUGGAGCCUGGGCUGCAUGCUGGCCAGCAUGAUCUUCCGGAAAGAGCCCUUCUUCCACGGCCAUGACAACUACGACCAGCUCGUGCGCAUCGCCAAAGUGCUGGGGACGGAAGAUCUGUACGACUACAUCGACAAGUACAACAUCGAGCUGGACCCCCGCUUCAAUGACAUCAUCGGCAGACACUCGCGGAAGCGGUGGGAGCGCUUCGUACACAGCGAGAACCAGCACCUCGUCAGCACCGAAGCCCUCGAUUUUUUGGACAAGCUGCUGCGUUAUGACCACCAGACACGCCUCACUGCCCGCGAUGCCAUGGAGCACCCCUAUUUCUAUCCCAUAGCGAAAGACCCGGCGAGGAUCGGCCCCUCGGCUGGGCUCGCGGCCAGUAACACGCCCGUCAGCUCCUCCAGUAUGUUGGCGG
Molecule: messenger RNA, 742 nt
Organism: Pterocles gutturalis (yellow-throated sandgrouse)
Lineage: Eukaryota; Metazoa; Chordata; Aves; Pterocliformes; Pteroclidae
Product: casein kinase II subunit alpha-like
Exons: 8
Biological process (GO): protein phosphorylation
Cellular component (GO): protein kinase CK2 complex; cytosol; nucleus
Molecular function (GO): ATP binding; protein serine/threonine kinase activity
Source: RefSeq, a predicted model, not a curated record